AUGACAACCAUAGUAGUUCCAUUUCCAACUUGAAUAUUUCCUGUCUCCAUUCGUUAUAAUAUGUCUACUAAUGAAGAGUUAUUAGCAGUCAAUAAUGAACAAAUAGGCACAAAAGAACGCCGAUCAAGUUCUUUCACUGAUCGUUUGACCAUCGGACCAAUUGCUGCUGCAACACGUCUUAUGUCUUCCUUUUCAAGACAAUCUCAGUCUACAGCCUCAUCCGAUUUAAAUGAAACGAAUAAUAAAUCUUCCACAUCAUCAUCAUUUUUCAGUCCUUUUACCAAACGCUUAUUACCAACACGUAACCGUUCAACGUCGCCAAAAUCUGCUCCAACCCUAUCAACUUCAAGUCCAUUUCUAGCAAAUACUUCUCACGUUAUGCGUAGUUCAGCAACGACUCCAUCUGGAUUAAAUUAUAAUCUGAAAUCUCCGACAACAUGCGCUCCUAAUAUAGACUCGGCACCGGAAACAGUCGAUUUAGAUUUUAAUUUCGAAUUAACCUACAAUCAACUACGCGAAUUAGCAGAAAUUAAUUGUAAUUAUUUUGCUCAACAAAAAACCGAUGUCUGCCGACGAUUUGAACGUCUUCUAAUUCAAAUUUUACAUUCAGUUGAACUAUCCGUACCAUUAAUACAAUACUUACGAGACAAUUUUCAUCAUUUCGACUAUAGUACCGAAAUUCGAGCCAACGGUUAUCGAACCUUAGCUGUUGCACAUGGUCAAGCAUGUUUACGUGCACUAGAUAUUCUCCGACAAGUUGAUACGAAACGUGUUGGCCUUUUGUUUAAUCUGAUGUACUCAUCACGGUUAUUUCAAGAUUUGGAGUCCUGGACGAAAGUUCUCAUUGGCAUGCAACAUCUUCUUUCGUUUUCGGCAAAAAUGGUUGAUUAUUCCUGCAAGAAAGUUCUAUGUAUCGACGCGAAUGAAGUACCACUAGAUGUCGAAUUGGAAUAUUUUAAAAUUGUUGCUUUUGAUUCUGAAUAUUUUUUUGGUAGAACAUGUGGAUUUCAGUUUGCACAAUCAAUGCAAACAAUGCUUACUUUUCUGCUCGCUGGUUUAGCUACUUAUCAUGAAACAUACAAUCGAUCAAUUCCUUUUGCAGCUGCUCGUCUUGCCACUGCACCAAAGUAUAUACUAUUUCCUGAACAACGAGCGAAAAAGUGCGCCGCAAUAUUUCGGGACUGUGAUUACUUAUUCUGUAAAUCGUUUUGGAACCUUGUUGAUCAUGAUUAUAUUAAAAUGGGUUCACGCUAUAUUGCACCUAGUGUGACUGUUUCGAAGUAUUUUCAAAUUGGACCAGNCCUGAUUGAACAAAUGGUAAUAACGAAUUCAAUGGUAUGGCAUGUUUCAAUGAAAAUUCGUAACCAGCCGGGUCAAUAA
This is a messenger RNA of Adineta ricciae, 1380 nucleotides long. Lineage: Eukaryota; Metazoa; Rotifera; Eurotatoria; Adinetida; Adinetidae. The record is from the annotation of a GenBank genome assembly.